AUGUAUCGAUUUACGACAGCCAUUUUCAAUCAAAGAAGUGAAAAGGUAUCAGCACAGGAAGUCAUCUUGCAGAAAAAUUCCCAGCCAUCUCUCAUCAUUUUUACGGUUGACAAACAAUUAGCUUUGGAUUCCUUGCUGCCAGACGGCAGUCUUACCAUUCAUUGUGAAGUUGAAUAUGCAGUUGGCAAAGAAAACGUGUCAGAUACAAACGAAGAUUGUCGAGGCCACCAGAUCGAAUGCAGCGAUCAAUUCUCAGCUAAUAUCGGAAAUUUAUUUAACAACGAAACGUUUAGUGACAUCACUUUCAAAGUCUUCGACCAGGAAUUUAAAGCGCACAAGAACAUUUUGGCCGCAAGAAGCAAAGUGUUCUCUGCAAUGUUCGAACAUCCGACGAAAAAACAGUCGUCAAAUAAGGUGGAAAUUGUGGAAAUUCUCUAUGAACCUGACGUGUUCGAGGAAGUUUUACGCUUCAUCUACACCGGUUUGGUGCCCUUGGACAAGAUGGAAAGCAUGGCCGAUUUACUCCUCGAAGCUGCCGACAAGUAUUCACUGGAAAAACUGAAAAUCGCGUGCGAAAAUCACGAGAUUCAUAACAUGGAUGCUGACGCUUGUUUUCGUCAUCUUACUUACACCAACCACAUCAAUCCAGAGGAAAGAUUGAAGAAAAGUGCCAUCCUUUACUUUCGUCGUUUCCCAGGUAAAGUCAUGGCGACCGACGGAUGGAAAAAUUAUAAAGAGUGGACCGAUGAUCCGGUUUGGACCCUUAUCCGAGAUAUCAUGGAGACGAUACAUCUUCCACAAGUUUAA
This is a messenger RNA of Daphnia pulicaria, 807 nucleotides long. RefSeq names its product speckle-type POZ protein-like. The coding region runs from base 1 to 807 and encodes 268 amino acids. Gene Ontology annotation, molecular function: ubiquitin protein ligase binding. Gene Ontology annotation, biological process: proteasome-mediated ubiquitin-dependent protein catabolic process; regulation of proteolysis. Gene Ontology annotation, cellular component: nucleus; cytoplasm. NCBI's taxonomy places the organism in Eukaryota, Metazoa, Arthropoda, Branchiopoda, Diplostraca, Daphniidae. The record is from RefSeq and is a predicted model, not a curated record. The transcript has a single exon.